CGCUUAUUGGUUGCCUAUUUCUAUAAUAAACCUGGGAAAUAAAUCGUAUUCUAAAAAUCAUUCGUUGAAUUGGUGGCGUUCUCGGUCUCUCAAUACUGUUCAAUUUUCUAUACCUACCUAAUCAUCAUGAAUGUGCUGAACGAUCUCGUGAAAAUCGUGAACCAAAUUCGUGGCAAAGAAAAUCUUUUCGGAUAUCAGUCAACAACGGCGAACCAAUUCCAUCUAACUUUUUGUUUCAUGGGAGAAAUCUAUCGAAGUCCUGUCUUUCAUAAACAUACCAAACUUGUCUGGUUUGUAUGGCAACUUUGUGGACUAAUUGUGGCUGUUUCUCAGAUGGUGCUGUGUUUGAUAUACCGAGAUAAAAAGGAUGCUGCCGCGUUGUUAUACAGCAUGUUUGCUUUCAUGUAUGUUUUAUAUACACACAUUGUAAUGCCUUACAUCUCAGUAAUUCGACACAGCAGCAAUUUACACGAUGUGAUUCGAAUAGCCGAUCGUAUUAUCACGAAAAGAAAAGUAAGAACACACGAACCAAGCAAAAAAAUGAAUUUAGGAAAACUACUAGUGCUUAUUUUUUUAUUCAAUUUAGUUACUCUUUCGUUUUAUAUUGUACUUAGUUCACUGAGUGUGAUACUAUUUUAUGAAGAGGAAAAAGUAAAAAACUAUAUCUACUACGACGUUUUUAUUCCUAAACUAGAUAAAUAUGGAUCUUUGUCAUUUUUUCUUAUUUCUAAUAACGUUAUAAAUUUAAUUGCUAUUUCUGUAUUAGUAUGCACUCCCAUGGCACCAUUUAUUUUCGUAUUUCUGUCUGUUAUAUUUCGUAAUGAAAUGCAACAAAUUAUCAAUGACCUCAACUCACUUAGUGCAAAUACUGACAUGACUAUUGAAACUUAUAAAAAUGUUGAACCGAAAUUCAAACACAUUCUUACAAAGUGUACACGCGACUUCCAGGUUGUUUGCAAAAUGUUUGAAUGUUUUCGAGGUUUCUAUGAAGAUAUGGCUGCUAUCAUAUUACCAACUGUGCUUUACGUUGGGGUCACACAUGCUUUUCUCUUUGUAUCGCCCGGUACCUCAACCACGGUCAGGCUGAGAGAAAUAACUGUGUUCUUUGCAACUGUUCAACUGGUGUACAUGUUAUGUUGGACAGGAGAAAUGGUGACUGAAUCGGCACAAGCGGUAUCUUUUGCUGUGUAUUCUACUCCAUGGUAUUGGUCAACAUCAUUCCGUAAAGAUGUUUACAUACUUCUGUGCCAAACUCAAAGACCGAUUACUGUAGUAGCACUAGGAACUUAUCCUCUUUCAUUGGCGACCUUCUUGCGUUUUAUGAAUAUUAUACAAUCAUCUGUGAAUGUUUUAAGACAGAUCACCUCAUAAUGAAAUAUCGUGCCUAAAUAUGUAGAAUUUAGUGACAUGAUUUUGUGUAAGUAUCUGCAUAAUGUUUAAGCUUUAGUUCAAUGUACACAUUAUAUGUAUUAGGCCUAUUAGAUUAGCUGUUUUCAUUUUUAAAAUCAAGUAAGUAUUAUGAUUAUGAGAAAUAGGUAUGUAGGCACCUAGGAAUGCAAAUUUUAUGUUACUUACCUACGUACCUAAAUAAAAUGUUAAGAAAUGUCA
Planococcus citri (citrus mealybug) is the source of this 1608-nucleotide messenger RNA. RefSeq lists its product as uncharacterized. The transcript is spliced from 4 exons. The record is from RefSeq and is a predicted model, not a curated record. Gene Ontology annotation, biological process: sensory perception of smell; detection of chemical stimulus involved in sensory perception of smell. The coding region runs from base 127 to 1371 and encodes 414 amino acids. Gene Ontology annotation, cellular component: plasma membrane. Gene Ontology annotation, molecular function: olfactory receptor activity; odorant binding. NCBI's taxonomy places the organism in Eukaryota, Metazoa, Arthropoda, Insecta, Hemiptera, Pseudococcidae.